Molecule: messenger RNA, 1543 nt
Organism: Camelina sativa (false flax)
Lineage: Eukaryota; Viridiplantae; Streptophyta; Magnoliopsida; Brassicales; Brassicaceae
Source: RefSeq, a predicted model, not a curated record
UGACUGACGUUGACUUUUCUGCCAAUCAUAUUGCUUUUAUGGCUGUUAUUCUUAUUAAAGAAUGGUGCGAUGCUAUGUCCAAGGAAAUUGACGCACUAGAGGCCAACCAUACAUGGGAUAUCACAGAUCUGCCUCAUGGGAAGAAUUCAAUCAAUAGAAAAUGGUUUUACAAACUGAAGUUUAAUUCUGAUGGAACUCUUGAGCGACACAAAGCCCGUUUGGUCGCUUUGGGCAAUCACCAGAAAUAAGGUACUGAUUUCAAAGAAUUGUUUGCUCCGGUUGCAAAGAUGGUAACCAUUAGAUCUAUGUUAGUUGUUUUUGCUGCAAAGGACUGUGAGGUGCAGCAAAUGGAUGUUCACAAUGUUUUUCUUCAUGACAAUCUCGAGGAAGAAGUGUAUAUGAAUUUGCCACCCGGUUUUAAAUGUUCUGAUCCUACCAAGGUUUGUUGUCUACGCAAGUAUUUAUACGGUCUCAAAAAAGCUCCACGUUGCUGGUUUGCUAAGUUGUCUACUGCUCUUCGUUAGUUUGGUUUUAUUCAGAGUUAUGCUGAUUAUUCUCUCUUCACUAUCAAGCAUGGUGACUCGAUCAUUCAUGUACUAGUUUAUGUUGAUUACUUCAUUGUUGCUGUAAAAUUAUCUUCUUGCCAUUGCUAAGUUUAAAGAACAAAUUCAUACUUUUUUCACAUGAAAGAUCUCGGUAACCUCAAGUAUUUUCUUGGUCUUGAUGUUUUGCGAGGUCCGGAUGGAUUCUGUCUUUCUCAACGUAAGUAUGCAUUGGAUAUUCUUGAAGAACCAGUCCUGAGCAGGGCCUUCGACAAUGGUCCCGCGUUUGACAGUCCUGAGCAGUAUCAUUGUAUGAUUGGACGUUUAAUCUACCUUACAAUCACCCGUCUUGAUCUUUGUUAUGCCGUUCACAUUCUUUCCCAAUUUAUGAAGCAGCCAAUUGUGGCUCAUUGGGAGGUUGUGCUUCGUCUUGUCAUUUAUCUCAAAGGAUCGCUAGUUCAAGGAAUCUUACUUGGCGUUCUCUCUAACUUGGCGUUCUCUCUCGGCUUAUGUCACUUAUUUGGGCUAUUCUCCUAUCUCCUAAAAAACCAAGAAGCAAAAGACUGUCUCAAGUUCUUCCACGCUGAGUAUCGGGCGAUGGCGCACGCUCUUAAGGAAAUCCAGUGGUUAAAAGCUCUUCUCAUCUAGGUGUUGGUCACACCGCUCCUGUUACUCUUCGUUGCGAUAACCAGACGGCAAUCCAUAUUGCGGCCAAUCCUGUCUUCCAUGAGCAUACGAAACACAUCGAAUCGGAUUGUCAUCAAGUUCGUGAUGCUGUUCUUGCUAAACUUAUUACUACGGAGCACAUUUCUACUAAAGAACAGGUUGUUGAUCUACUUACUAAAGCUCUUCCAACACCAACAUUUGAAUAACUUUUGUCCAUGUUGGGCGUUAUUGAUUACGUACCAUCAACGUGAGGGGAGUAAUAGCCUAGAAAAUAUGUAAAUAUUCUAUAAAGUCUAUAUUAUUAUUAGGAUUUAGUCUUAUCAUGUAUAGGCAAC